Messenger RNA from Girardinichthys multiradiatus, 756 nucleotides. It is a transcript of the gene siva1, whose product is annotated as SIVA1, apoptosis-inducing factor. The transcript has 5 exons. The record is from RefSeq and is a predicted model, not a curated record. The coding region runs from base 68 to 574 and encodes 168 amino acids. Gene Ontology annotation, molecular function: CD27 receptor binding. Gene Ontology annotation, biological process: extrinsic apoptotic signaling pathway. NCBI's taxonomy places the organism in Eukaryota, Metazoa, Chordata, Actinopteri, Cyprinodontiformes, Goodeidae.
CUUUUCCCGCAAUAUAGAAAUGUGGAGUUGUUAGCGUAGCAGCAGCUCCGCACAUUUAACAGCUAAAAUGCCCAAACGAACUUGUCCUUUUCCCGAAGCCUUCUCAACCCAGUACAAAAUACAUAUCGGACAGCGGGAGAUAAACAAUUACGGCGUGUUUGGAAAUAAAUACCGACAAGAAAUAUACGAAAAGACGAAAAACUUGCUAUUUAAUGGUGCAAAAGCUGUAGUGGGGAAAAUAUGGACUGGAGAGGAGAAGUGCCCAGACUCACAAUCUAAUGGAGAACACUCUGCGUGCAGUCAGACUCUCCUGAGAGGACAGACGCUUAUUGGUCAGGAUGGGAAACUCACAAGAACAAAUGCUCUACAAGGCGUGCCGGCAGUUCCCACAGGCUGCUGCGUUUGUCAUAAAAACCAGGGCUCAAGGACGCCGUGUUCCCAGUGUGACAGACUGGCAUGUGCUUCUUGUACCCGACAGUGUUCCAGCUGCUGCAGCCUCUGCUGCUCCGUCUGCUCCAUCAUUGAUUACAGCGGACCAUACGAUGAAGUUCUGUGCUGCAGCUGCUCAACGUAAACGAGACCAACAGAACUGAUCAUCCUGAUCAGUUCUUGAUCAUGGUUUUCAUCAUGUAUAGUUGCCCCCCCCCCCCGAGAUAUUGCAAAGAAUGCAGCUUAUAUUUGUUUUUAUCAAUCAAAUGUCUUGUAUAAAUGUCUUUCGUUGUAUUGAACUGAAAUAAACUUGAAUGUGUUUUUUUA